This is a messenger RNA of Poecilia reticulata (guppy), 5981 nucleotides long. RefSeq names its product FHF complex subunit HOOK interacting protein 1Aa (gene fhip1aa). NCBI's taxonomy places the organism in Eukaryota, Metazoa, Chordata, Actinopteri, Cyprinodontiformes, Poeciliidae. The record is from RefSeq and is a predicted model, not a curated record.
GGAUUUGCUCAGGGGUUUUUCACCUACGGCGCGCGCUAAUAAGCUUCCCUGUGUGUUGGUUGCUAUUUGUGAAGUGGGGCCCCAGCGCGCGGCGGGACGUGGAAUAAAACACGGAUAUUUAAUCUCCAGAAGACACGCUGAGACUGUUUCUGUGUAUAGAAAGGUGCCACGGGUCGACGCCGUUCACAGCGUCUGACGAAGAACGAGGAUGAGGUCCUUGCCUGCCUAGCAGAGCGUCCCUGCUAAAGAUGGCCUCAGAGAGGUAGGAGGCACACAGUGGUUCGCGCCCUCUCCUCAGAGCUUCUGCAUUCUUUGUCAAGGAUCCAGCCGGCGGAGUCUUACGUGCUAACUGAAAGCAGAUGGCAAAAGUUUUUUUUAUGUGACUUCCCUUCCCGUGGCUCUGAAGGCUCCUAGUAGGCAUCUUCUCUGUGUGACAUGACUAACCCCACAUGAUCUGGUGACCAUGAUGGCCUCUGUGGUUGCCAAUGGAAACAAAGAUGGGCAGUCUCUGGUGUUGAAAGGGGUGGACCCAGAGACAUGCAUGAUUGUGUUCAAGAACCACUGGGCUCAGGUUGUGAAGAUCCUGGAGAAGCAUGACCCGCUGCGCAGCAGCUCCACGCUGGGGGUCAUCGGCCUGGGCGGCGGGGUGGCAGGGCCCUCCCGCUUUGGCCCCAUCCCGGGGGACGAGGCAAGCGCCGUGCAGAACUACGUGGAGCACAUGCUGUUCCUGCUGAUGGAGGAGGAGAGCGGCCUAGGGGGCGCUAUGGGGCCCAUUCUGGAGUUCGUGGUGAUGGAGAACGUGAUGGAGCGCCUGUUCGUGUGGAGCCUCCGCAGGGAGUUCAGUGACGACAUGAAGCUGGAGCAGCUGAAGAUGUACGAGAUGCUGGUGGGCCAGGCGCACCAGCCGCUGCUGCAUCACAAGCCCAUCCUGCGGCCCCUCAUGAUGCUGUUGUCGUCCUGCUCGGGCGCUGCGGCGCCGGCUGUGGAGGCGGAGCUGGUGCUGCUGCUCCACCAGCUCUGCUGCGUUCUGGCGAAGGAUCCGUCCAUUCUGGAGCUGUUCUUCCACACCAGCGAGGACCAGGGGGCCACCAACUUCCUCAUCUUCUCCCUCCUUAUCCCGUUCAUCCACAGGGAGGGCCCCGUGGGCCAGCAGGCCAGAGACGCCCUGCUGCUCAUCAUGUCGCUGUCUGCCGAGGAUGAGAGGGUGGCCAAGCACGUCGCGCAGAACACCUUCUUCUGCCCGGUGUUGGCCACUGGACUGAGUGGGCUGUACUCAUCCCUUCCCACCAAGCUGGAGAUUUCCACUGAGGAGUGGCACUGCCUUCACAAAGAGGAGUGGCUCCGGAUGCCGUCCCUGGUCCAGUUUCUCAACUCACUGGAAUUCUGCAAUGCUGUGAUCCAGGUCGCCCAUCACACCAUCAGAGACCAGCUGCUGGCUUACAUCUAUAAUGGUUUCCUUGUGCCUGUCCUCGCACCAGCACUGCACAAGCUCACUCUAGAGGAGGUGAUGACCACCACGGCGUACCUUGACCUCUUCCUGAGGAGCGUGACCGAGCCGGCUCUACUGCAAACCUUCCUCUCCUUCCUCCUCCUCCAUCAGCAUGAGGGCGUCUACAUUCUGGACACACUGGUCAGCCGCAUCAACACACCCUUCCAGUUGGGUACGGUGUCCCUGGCGCUGUUUCGGACUCUGAUCGGCCUCUACUGCGAGGAUGUGAUGCUACAGCUCGUCCUCAAGUACUUGAUCCCCUGCAACCACAUGAUGCUGAGUCAGAGACGAGUGGUGAGGGAGAGGGACUUCUACUCAGGAUCUGCAGCCAAGAUCCUGGCGCUGACGCCGUCCUGCUGCUCCCCUGACCACAGCCCCCCGCCACUCCGGCAGCUGGAGUCCAUCCUCUUUUCCAAGGGGGGGGAAACUCCAAACAAUUCCAGCAACACAGACCAGCAGGGCAGCUGCUCAGACGAGGAUGACGGCUCUGGGAACCGCUGCACCAUCGGCUCAGAGAUCUACCUGGACGUCAGCUACCUGCAUUACCUCUACGACGCCCGCCUCAGCAUCAGCGGCUGCAUCCGGGCCUGCCAGGUGUGGUCGGCGCCGUACGACGGCGAGAACCCGCCUCCAGAGCGGUACCAGGCGGGCGUCCUGGAGGAGCCUGCACCAGAUGGCCGGCAGGCUCAGAGGAGAGUCCUGCCCCCACCAGCGCCGCCGCUGCUGCUGCCGCCGCCGCCUCGCCCCCGACCCACCAAAGAGCUGGCCUCCUUCGCCCAGCUAGAGCUGGAGUGGGACGACAGCUUUGACGCGUGUCCAGUACAGGAAGCUGAGGCCUCGGCGGACCCCAAGCCUUCCUCUGAGCCGCUCCCCAAGCACAUCCAGGAGAUGAGGCGGUCGGCCAUCAUGCUGGUGAAAGGCUCAUACUCCGAGGAGAGCGACUUCCAGGACGACGUCAUGGUGUACGACCUGGUCGCCAAGAAAGACGUCUCAGAGACGGAGCGGGCACCACCGGUGGACGAGGCCCCGCCGGCCUCGCCGAAGAACGGGCUCAGUAGAACCCUGAUGGCCGAUAACGCAAAGAACAGCUUAAAGACCAAGGUCAAAGGUCAGACUGACUGCAACGGGAACCUGCAGAAGGCGACUAACACCAGUGAAGAUCUUCUAGCUCAGUAUGAGGAGCUGAUUCGCUCUCUGGUCAGCGAGGCAGGUGGGAAACCGGCGAGGGCUGAUGGAGAGGUGAGGAAGACUGCAGCAACUGAGGAGGAGGAAGAGGAGGAAGAGGAAGAAAUGGACUUCACUUCCUUUACAGCUGAGACUCCAGAGUCAGAGAAGCCACAGUCUCCUGUUGGGGCCAUUCAGAGGUUCAGGAGUGGAAGCUCCAGAGGAAACUAUGCUUUACCUUUCACAGGUCCCUUCAUCAGCGUGCUGCUGUCCCGCCUGGAGAACAUGCUGUCCAACAGCCUUCAUGUCAACCUGCUGCUGACGGGGAUCCUGGCCCAGCUGGCUGCUUACCCCCAGCCGCUGCUCCGCUCCUUCCUGCUCAACACCAACCUGGUGUUCCAGCCCACCGUCCGCUCGCUCUACCAGGUGUUGUCUAUUGUGAAGAACCAGAUAGAGGAGCUGGCUGCCUGCAGGAAGGACUUCUCAGAGCUGAUCACUGUGGCCCAGCACUGGCUGCUGGCCAGGGAGGCCUCCUUCAUCACCACAGAUAAAACCAGCAGCAGCAGGUCCAGCCAGUAUGAAGGAGGAAGGAUCCUGAGGAAUUCCCCGCCUCCCAAACCCAAAGCCAUCUCUCUGGAUCAGACGGAGGUCUUUGCUACGGUCCUCUUCUCUGAGUUCCUCAAAGAACUGGCAGCCAUCGCUCAGGAGCACUCCAUCCUGUCCCAUGUUCCCAUGGAGGAGUAGGGAGCCACGUCAGUGCCUUUUCAGGUGCUGUUUAAUUAAUCAAAGGGUUUUCCCCCCUUUUUUUUAUAGAAAUAUUUUGAAGAUAUUUAUUUUUUCAAACAAAUCAACUUUGAUUGACUUCCAUCCUCCUGCCUCUGCGAAGCCUGGAGACAAACUGCAGCUCCUCCCAACCCACCAAAGACUUUUAUAUUUUUCCAAACGUUUUCUGAACCGUCUGAAUGUUUCCUGCAACCAGCCGCAGCGGCGACACGCUGCUCUCUGUGCUUUCGUUUCUGUCUCAGAAGUUACCUUUAAGCGUCAGGAUGCACUGCAAAAACACUAAAUCUCGCCACGUAAUUUUGAAUUUCUGGUACAAAUAUCUUAGCGCACCUGAAGUAAGACAAAACUAAUUUACAAGUAACUUUUUCAGUAAGAAACUGGAGCUUGAUUGAAUCAGUACUUCCUUUAUAUUUGUUUUAAAAAGUACUGGUUCCACUGGCAGAUUAUUUCACUUAUGGCAAUACAUGUUUCUUAUGUUAUAAGUGAAAUAAUUUCCAAAUUGAACUAGCACUUUUUCAUUAAUAUUAAGAAAUUAUUGACGUAAAAUAAACCCCUAUAUUUAGCUGAAAAGUUACUUGUAAGUUUGGUUCCUCUUAUUUCAAAUGUAAUAAGAUAUUUGCACUAAAAAUGAGACCAAAAAUACUUGGUAAUAUUUUGUUCUGAUGAACAAAAUAUUGUGUUUUUGCAGGUAAAUAUUCAAUGUCGUCUCAUUAUUUUGCUUUUUGUAGAUACUGAGACCUUUUAAGAAACUCUUCCAGCUACAGCUGUUACAAGUUGAGUCCUAACUGCCUACAGAUUUCACAAAGUGCAUUAGCAGUCUUCAGGUUCAGAUGUUUCGGUGCUAAAUCACCGCAGCGCCUCAGGCACCUUUUUCCAUUUCUGACCCGCUAUCGGCUCUGCACACUAUCCAUCGUUCCCUUCAUGAUUACUGGCACCUCUUGUAAAAUAAAUAUAUAUAAAAAAAAUCUUGAAAUAAAUGCAUCUGUGAUUGCAGCAGCAGACGGAAAAUAAAAAGUUCCAACCUCUACUUUAAAUAUAUUUAUUUAGGAAGUAUAUAUUUUUUCAAGAUGGGUUGUACUUAACAAAAUCCCCAACAGUUACUGUAAAAUAUGCAUAGCUAAACAUUUUGUAUUCAUUCAUAGAUUUAUCUGUUGAGUUCAUUAGGUUGUGUGGAUAUUUAUAAUUAGUCAUGUUUGACGUGUUCAUCUCUUGUCUGCCUGGUGUGAAACAUGUGACCCACAUUGCAAAAGCAUAAAAUCUUACCAAGUAUUUUGGUCUAAUUUCUUGUGCAAAUAUUGUAGUACAUUUGAAAUAUGACAAAGCUAACUUGCAAGUAAAUUUUCAGCAAGAAAUAUGAGCUUGUCUUAUAUCAAUAAGUCCUAAAUAUUAAUGGAAAAAAGCUGAUUAUUUCUCCUACAACGUGGGGAAACUAAUACUUUUUCAUUAUUAUUACAGAAUUUCUAAUUCUUAUGAAUUUUGCUGAAAAGUUAGCUUUGUCUUAUUUCAAGUUUGCUCAAAUAUUUGCACUAGAAACUAGACCAAAAAUACUUGCUAAGUUUUAUUUUUUUGCAGUGCAGAGGUCCAAUUUGCUCAGCCACUAUUCACAACGUGAAAAACAAGAAAACAUACCGUUUCUUUGUUCAUACUUGGCUGAAUUAUUUAACUUAUGGGAAAAAUGUCUUGUUAUAGGUGAAAUUAUCUGGCAAUUCUUAACUUUAAACAAUCUCCUAAAUGUUGCUGAACAGUUCUGUAUAAGUUAAUUUUCUCUUAUUUAAAGUGCACUAAGAUAUUUGCACUAGCAAGUAGACUAAAAUGAUUUGGUACGAUUUUGUUUUUGUAGUGAAAGGACUCAAACAUGGGAGAAUCUUCCUCUGUGCAGACAGAGCGUUUGCAUACGGUGGCCAGGAUUAAUUGCUGUACAUGUUGCAUCAGUCCCAGCCGAUCCCAUUACAGAUGUAUUGCAGCAUCAGACCCAUAGUACGUAUGCUGGAACUUUAGACCUGCUUAUUUUCAUACAGCGUAACAACACAAGGCAGAUGUGCAAUAAUGUGGAGCUGAUGGAGGGAUCUUCGGUCACCACGUCUCCUCGACGAUUAAUCAUCAUCAUUUAUUUAAGACUUCUGUGCUCUUUCAGCUUUACAAGGGGUGCCAAAAGACGCCAUCUUUAUCUCUAUAUGUGUACAGAAGAGCAGAGCCAGGUUCACCACUGCUGGAUGUAACGUGCCUUUCACCUUUAGCUGUUUUAUGAUGUACAAAUCAUAAGGAAAAUAUUCUGAGGAAAAAAAAACACUAUGCAAGUUAAAUGUAUUGGGGAUAUUAGUCAUUGUCUCACUGUGAUUACGGGUAGGGGUAUUUAAAAUGUUUAUUGAGUGUUGUUCUUUUUCAUCACUUUCUCUCUCUUGCUUGUGAAAAAGCGUUUUAAAGCUGAUAAAAGCAUAAAAUCACUUUAUGGAGGGUUGACGCUCAUAUUUGUCCAGUGUAAUCUUAUGGCACAAUAAUGAUAAUCUGGGCAUGAAAAUGAAAUAAAAGUCUUUUAUAGACCUUG